Molecule: messenger RNA, 711 nt
Organism: Cooperia oncophora
Lineage: Eukaryota; Metazoa; Nematoda; Chromadorea; Rhabditida; Trichostrongylidae
Source: the annotation of a GenBank genome assembly
AUGCUUCUGAGUGAUUGUAAGCAAUACUUCAACACUGAGGAUUUGUAUGAGAUCCUACGCGUCGACAGGACAGCAACAGUAUCCCAAAUCAAGAAGGCUUAUUAUAAGCAGUCCAUGAAAUGGCAUCCCGAUAAGGCUGAUUCUGCUGAAGACGCAGCGAAGGAUGCUACCGCAAAAUUUCAGAUUAUUACGAGAGCUUAUGCUAUACUUUCCGACAAAGAGAGGCGCAUUCUUUACGAUGAAUCAGGAAUUGUCGAUGAUGAAAACGUUCUAAGCGAUGAGGAUAGCAUAAAUCUUUGGAGAAAAGUGUUCAAGAAAGUGACAAUCGAGGACAUCAAAAAAUUUGCUGCAGAGUAUCAAGGCUCCGAAGAGGAAGAGAACGAUAUUGUUACGGCCUACAAUGCUUGGAAGGGUGACAUGGCAAUGAUUAUGAGCUCAGUCAUGUGCUCCACCUUCGAGGACGAACCACGAAUAAAGGUUUGUCCGUUUCGAGUUGCUUAUCUGGUGAAUGAAAGUAAGCGAAGGAGAAAAGCAGAGAAAGAGGCUGCCGAAGCAGAACAAGCACUGAAAGAGAUCAAAGCAAAGGAGGGAGACAGCAAUCUUCAACAACUUAUUCUUCGUCGGCAAGCUGAUCGUGCUUCUGGUAUGGAUGGCUUCUUCGAUUCUCUUGCCUCGAAGUACGGUGCAAAAACAAAACGGGCAAAGAAAUAG